GGGGAAGAUAAUCGCGUGUGCUUAUCACUGUACGUCUUUUGCGACAAUCAUUUUUUAAGUUUACGUCAGCGUGCCUGAAAAUGUCGUCACAUCCAGGGUGUCGGAGGUUUUCUAAAAGAGGAGGAAAAUUUACACGUCAGCAGUUAGAAAUUGUUACAAACUAUUUACAAACAAAGGAAAAUCCUGAUAGACACUCGUUGUUAAAUGCCAAUUUUGGAUGGGACAGUAGUUCGGAUGGCCCGUUAGUGCGAUUGAAGACGGCAUGUAAACGUCUCUCAUUGAACAACGAGAAUAUGCUUAUACACAUUACCGGAAAAAAUGUCAUUCCUGUAGAAGAAUUCAUUUCAACAAUACAAAGAGCACAUAAAGGAGAGAAAGAGGAUGAACAUUUGCAUUUUUCGGAAACACUUAAAAGGCUAUCAGAAAACUACACUAUUGGUCGGAGAACUUAUGGCAUGAGCAAGAAACUUAUAGAAGCUGUUGUUAAAUCAUGCAACUCUGGACUAUGUUGGAAAAAAAAGAAAAAAAAGAGGAAAAGAGAAUAUGAAGAAACAGUAAAAAGAUUCACAAGAAAAUGUUUGGCAAUGGGAGAAACAACAGUUAGUGGUCAAAUCGAAAAUGAACAGGAUGUUACCAAACAAAUUCAAGGGGAAACAAAUGAAAACAGUCAAGCAUAUGAACCUUCCACUUCCAGUACAGAUAUUAAUGGCAAAGCUAAAAAGCCAAAAAAUAAAGUUAAACUGAAAAAGAAGAAAAAAAUACCAGUAAACAAAUUGCCCUCUUUGGUGCAGAUGACACAAAAAUCAACAACAGUCACAGCCUCCAAUGCAACAUCAAAUAAAUCAGAGAUUAUUUCAAUUGGUCCAUUUCCAGUGUCUGUACUUAAAAAUGGAACAAAUACUGGUCAGUACCAGUUAGGAUUGCUGCUUCCAGUUGUGAGUCAACAGGGAACCAUGUCACAGAACACAACAACAACUGGCCAGACAGGUAACACAAAAUCAUUGUGUAUACCAGUAGUGAAUGUUUCAUCAGCACCAGGAGUUAGUGGUACUACUGGGAAGGUUGCCUCUAAUGUUAAUGUAUCUGGGAACAUUACAAAGACUAUAAACUUAUCACAAAUGCAAUUUUCAACUCUUUUGCAAAGUAUGGCAAAAAAUAGUCAAACUGAUAUGAAUAAAGUUUCAAUUUCAUCAAAAUUGAAUGAUGAAACUACACAUCAACCAAACAUGGGGAUAAAUGUACCUUUAGAGAAAGGCCGUUCCUCCUUGAAACUAACAUUUAAACAGAAACUACAAGUUCAGUCAAAGGAAAUAUCUCACUCACCUUCAAAAGAUGAGCCACCCCAGAAAAAAACUAAAAUUGUAAAAAUAAGUACAGAAGGGAAAGUAAAUACAUGUACUGACAAAAAAACAGCAAAUGAGGAAAACAUGAACAAAAGUGAAAAUGAUGAUGUUAUUAUCGUAGAUGAUAAGAAAACAGAUGAAAACAAUAACCUUAAUGACAACAAUUCUCAAAGUCAAAGUAUAGAAUUAGAUGAAGACUGGUCUGAUGACAGUUUCCAAGCUUUGGAGUAUGUAAAGAAUAGUGGAAUGUACAAAAGUUGUCUAAAAGCUUUAUGUAGUUUGGGAACAGAAGACUUCGAAACUGUCAUGGAUCGAAUGGAUGCUAAUAUUUUUAGUGAGGGACAAAAUCCAUUUGUUCCAUCUUAUUAUCCAGUCACAGACCCUCCUUACUCACAUAUCUGGUACUUCUAUCGUGAGAUAUGUCAAGAGAAGAAUAUUUUCAGUAGAAUGAUAAUAGUUAUGAAGGACAUAAGAAUUGAUAUGAUGAGAAGUCUUAUGCAAGAGUUACUUGCCCAUGAUAGAUUAAAGAGAAAAAUAACAUAUAUGGAGUCCUUGAUAAAGAAGAACAAAGUCUACUUGGACAUGUGUGCUGCUAAAUCUUUCAAGAGGAAUAGAAAGAAGAGAAAGAAAUUGACAACAUGACAAGAUAUAGUCAAUGUUGCUUCAUGCUUGUGUAGUGAUAAGUUAUGCAAGAAGUCACAUGUUAGUCACUUUUGUUAAGACUUUAUUGUAUCUUUGACAAUUUAAACCUAAUAUUAAACUGGUGUCUCAUAUGGAAUAGUAGAUAUUUGAUUGUACUUCACAGAGCAGUAGAACCAAGAAGCCUACUUGACAGCCCUGUGGUAUCCAUGUGUAUUAAUGAACCAUUACGGACAUAUAUGUUUUUAAACUGGUCUAGAAAGAUUUAUCAUUACCAAUUCACUGAAGAAAAAAUGUGACGGACUAUUGUGCCUUCAACUAUUUGUUUGUCAAUUUGUCAGUUAAUCAUUUAUAAUAAAUUCAAAUAUAUUAUC
Molecule: messenger RNA, 2356 nt
Organism: Mytilus trossulus (common blue mussel)
Lineage: Eukaryota; Metazoa; Mollusca; Bivalvia; Mytilida; Mytilidae
Exons: 5
Coding region: 81-1985 (634 amino acids)
Source: RefSeq, a predicted model, not a curated record